This is a messenger RNA of Suillus plorans, 990 nucleotides long. RefSeq lists its product as uncharacterized. The transcript has a single exon. Lineage: Eukaryota; Fungi; Basidiomycota; Agaricomycetes; Boletales; Suillaceae. The record is from RefSeq and is a predicted model, not a curated record. The coding region runs from base 1 to 990 and encodes 329 amino acids.
AUGUCCGCCUCGUUAUUCAUCUUGACCGGCCCUGGGAGAUGUUGGAAUUCAUCCAAGGACAGGGAAGGGCUGGUAGAGACGGCUUACCUGCUAAAUGCUAUGCCCUUGUUCCUCCCACGGCAUAGCCGUCCACUGCGCCACCCCCGGACCACAAAGGCAAGAUCUGCAAUGUAUGAGCACCUUUACUUGUACGGUCUGAAACGGUGCUUGCGAUAUGGGAUUACUUUACAUAACGACGGUAUUGGAAUCAGCUGCCGCGCCCUGAGUUCCAACCAGCUUUGCUGCGUGUGUGCCUGCGAUCCUAACCACAAUCCCACGGACAUACGAAUCGCCCCUGCGCCUAGGCUUAAAUCUGGAUUCAGCAAACCCUCUCUCCCUCCCUGUAUUGCUCCAAUCCCCGCAGCCUCAUACAGAUUCGCACCGGCAGAAAAUAUAGGAUUUGUCGAAGCCAUGAAGCGCUCCAAUAACCUCAGAUCAGAACGAGAGCAGGCGGUGACAGACCGCGUUCAUAGCAUCCGUGGGGCUCUGGAAUUUCUAAAGCACACUUGCAGUUUCUGUAAAGUCUGGGGAGGUCAAAUAGAGGCGGACCAUGCGCUUAGCCAGUGCCUGCGCCUUUCGUCUCAGCCCGCUUUAUCCUGGGGCCAGUACAUAGACUGGCGGCGGGAGCUGGUUUACAGCACGAACCAUAAGAAGAUAUGCUAUGCUUGUCACGUCCCGCAGAUCAACGAUGAUCUACACCGGCAGUUCACCAAAGCAGGAAAAGAACUCACGUGCGAGUUUGCCGAUAUCGUGGCCCCCGCAGCAUUGGGAAUUUUCCUCCACCACCCCACGCAGCAAGAAGCGGCGGUGCAUUUCAACCAGACGUCGAUGUGGUCCAGUCUAGCCAAAUUUACGAACUGGCUGAUAGCUGAACCGCAGCCGGGAUCUUACAGUAAUCUUUUCGAUCUCUUUUUGUGGUUCGUAAGCACUAGGGGAGCACAGACGCAGUAG